This is a messenger RNA of Paramuricea clavata, 576 nucleotides long. NCBI's taxonomy places the organism in Eukaryota, Metazoa, Cnidaria, Anthozoa, Malacalcyonacea, Plexauridae. The record is from the annotation of a GenBank genome assembly.
AUGUCUUUUAUAUCGUUUAAAAGACAGCUAAGCGCGGACUUGGAAAGGCUGUCGUCACGUAACCAUGGCAACAAAUGCACAGCCUACCCAAAAUCUGCUUCCGCAUUUCGCAAAUUGGGAAGCACAUCACAAAACCGGAUUAAACCGGUUCGUAGAACGGAAGCAGGUAUAAGAAACCGGAAUCCCAAACAAGGAUGGGUUCCAGUCCCCCCUCCACCUUCAAGGCUGGAAUUUUUCCCGACAUUUUUAGACGGCAGAACGCAAGGUGAUUGGAUAAGCGACGACGACGAAAUAUUAAGACAUCAACAAAAUUGUUCAUUUACAGUGGACCGAAGUAGGGUAUUUUUACCCGGUACGAAAACUUUACCCAGGUUUUCGUACCUUCGGAACUCGACGCUCCCGGAUAGAACUUCCGGUGGGACUUUGGAUACUAGCAAUUGGCGAAGGGGAUUUAGGACACGGUAUGAAAUACCCGACCGGAGAAAAGAACCUACAGUUCGAUUGGUUGUGAAUCUUCCCAGGACAGACAUGGCUCGGCCUGUUGUAACGUUUUCUUAUAAACAUGGGAAAAUAUGA